Molecule: messenger RNA, 1279 nt
Organism: Mercenaria mercenaria
Lineage: Eukaryota; Metazoa; Mollusca; Bivalvia; Venerida; Veneridae
Exons: 4
Coding region: 179-616 (145 amino acids)
Biological process (GO): regulation of cell cycle
Cellular component (GO): nucleus; cytoplasm
Source: RefSeq, a predicted model, not a curated record
UGAUACCACGUGGUUUUGUUUACGAAAUCUAACCAAUCGUAGCUCAGUUCAGCGAGCUAACAAGUGCAAUAGUAUAAUACGUCUGUACGCUCAUAGCUAACGACAUAACAAGUUUAGCUUACGAAGCGAAGAGGUCGUGUUAAAAUAUAUCAAUAAUUACUGGAAUAUUUCGUUGUUAAUGGACAAUAUUCUGAAAAUGAGAGAUUACAAAAGGAAUACAUCUAUUGAUUCAGAUUUUGACAUGUCCGUUGACGAGUGUACCGAGACAUUCCAAGAUCUUGUCUACCUCGCCGAAAAAGAGGAUAGGUUCAUCAAAGGAUUAUUUGAGUCGGCACAUGUCCUUGAAAUGUGUCCAGAAAUAGUUAAUAUUUGUAUCCUCCCAAGUCACAACAUAUCAACCCACAUACAACACAAGCUGAUAGAGGCUUACUGCUGGGAGAAUGAUAUUCAGGUUAUUGAGUUGGACCAGGCCGACUUCAACCACACAAUCAAAGUACAGCGCAAUAAAUUGAUGGACUUUACACCAAUAGAAUGUGUCCUUGUAACGUCCAAACCAGUUAAAGACGUUCUUGAGCUAGAUGAAAUCCACAAUGAAGUUGAUGAAAACUUUGGCUGAAUGUGGACACACAUGCACACAUGGAUAAACAUUAAAUGGGACCCCAAUAUCCCAUUUACAAAAUCACUGGUGUAAUCUGCAUACAUCGAGCAAAGCAGACGGCAAGAAGUCGCUUCAGGAUACGACUCUUCGAUUUGCAUCUGUGCUUUGAAUUUGAAACAUUACAUAAUGGAUCACGUCUUCAUGCAUCGACCGUCAUAAAUAAAAACUUCAGUUUAUUUAUGUGCAAAAAUGCGGAAACUUACACAAACAACACUAAAAAUAGCUGCAACAUCACAUGACUUAUUUGACAUUUUCGUUGAAGAAUGUCCAUAUGUUUUCGACGACAACGUGACAAUUGCACUAAAUAAACACGGAUUGUGGAAGGGAGAUAACCAGUGUGUUAUACUGCGUAGAUCUAGGAGUAAACAAUAAUGCUAGACUAUGUGUCCUAUAUCUGUGUCAUGUGGCAUAAAUAACAACUGCGUAGAUCUAGGAGUAAACAAUAAUGCUAGACUAUGUGUCCUAUAUCUGUGUCAUGUGGCAUAAAUAACAACUAAAUAAAUAUACAAUAUAUCAUGUUAUGUAAAAGAUCUAAAGUUAUUUUGUUUUGUUGUUUCUUUCUUGUUAUUUUGUUUUCAAACGAUUUAGUUUCGAUAAUAAUAAAAUGAAACAAACAUCUAA